CUUGCAAUCCCUCCUGGCGGUAGAAAGGUUCCGGCUCGUGUUGAUAGCUAGUGAAAUAUAUACCGUAGAAGUCUUCGCUGUUUUAAAUUUAUAGGCUGAUGAUUUGUAUUGCUACAUUUGCUUUAAUUUGACAAUCAGAUGUACGAAGCCAUUUCUCUUUGGACUCCGUUACCUCUAUUAGAGCGAAAAGUCAACUGCACGUGUCUUCGUUGUUAAACCAGGUUAGCCAGCUAGCCAUUGCGAGCAAUAGAAGAUAACGACACACACCAUGGGCGAAAAUGCCAAAGGAGCUGGAGUGUUUCUCGAACUAAGGAAGCGGCUGCAAAGUGGUCUUCUUGUUCUCUGGAGAGAUGUGGCGAAGAGCUAUGCAGAGGUGAGGGUUACAGGAGGAGAUUCGUCCCUCCACAUCCGGACUCCUCGGGGCCUGCUAAUCGUGGAGCUGCCAGCAGGGGUCAGCCUCGUGGAGGGCUCCUGCAGGGAGGCACCUGAAAGAGGAGAUGAGAUACACUUCAGAAUGCGCCUCAAUGUGGACCAGCACACAGAUGACACAGGGGCCCUGGGGAGUGUGAUGGAGAGGCUGCAGGUCCGUGAGAGUUAUUCCUUCCACUGCCAGUCCUGUGGGACCAGGGUGCUGGAGGAGAGGGUGUUCAAGCGAGUGCUCCCUCUCCCCAACUGCAACUGGAGCUCCCUGGUGGAUGACUGGUGCUGCCAUCCAGACCCCUUUGCCAACCUGAAGCUGCUGCCCCGAGCGGAGGACUGUUUAAUGGGCGACACUCACCUCCUUGUGCCCCUGGAUAGAGGCUGUGAGGAGACUCUCACCCAGGAGCUCAGCCCCAUCACCAACAAAAUGGCUGAGGGUCAAAAUCAGGACACACCGAAACCCAACCGCAGGCGUACGCUUGUCUCCUGUAAGAGCUGCACAGCCGGCCUGGGAGAGGUUGUGGCACCAGGGACCUUGAAACUCUACAUCACAGAGGUGACGGUGAGACCCAGUGUGGGAGACAGCCAGUUUGAUACCUCUCCAGACAGGUCACUGUUCCUGGAACUGACCAUUGCUGCCAGACUGGUGGAGCUGUCCUCCUCACAGAGCGUGUUUCGUUUCUCUAUCCAGGCAUCAGAUGGAAAAGCCUUCAUAUUGCUCUGGCUCCUGAACAGCGACUCCCUCAUUGCCUCGUUCUCUGCCACUCCGUCAUCGACUGUCAGAGGUGAUGCUGUCACCUCUCCCGGCCACCACCAGUGUUCUGAGCAUCAAUCACCCACUGAGGCUGGCAGCGCCGUCAAAGUUCUCUAUCUCCCCUGUUCUCUCUCUGCCAGCACACACCAGGAUGUUGUAGACACCUGGGAGAAGGACAUCGGUGUCCACCCCCUAGAACUGCCCCUGACCACGUGCCAGGAGCUGUUGUCGGUGCUGACAGCCAGUACUUCCUGUCUCCCUCCGUCGCUGCAUUCCAUGAACUCCUACCAGUGCAACAAAAGAAAUGGUCACCUUUUUGGGUCCUCACCAGUUUGCAUCCCUGAUUGCAACCAUCUAUCAAUGACAGCAGCUGGUUCAAAGGUACAUACUUGAAAGCGUUAACGUUAGAGGUUGAGGUUCACUCUCUUUAAGUCAAUGGGAAUUAAUAGUAGCUUGUUUCUUGCUUCGUUUUUCCUUGUAUUUUUCUUUGGGGGCUUAGCUAUUUUGUAGCACGUUCACCUUUGGGCUUAAUCUGCCAUCACAGACUAAUUUGUUAUCAUUUGUGUUAAUGAGUGUUGAUGCGGUGUGCAGGCUGAGUCAUGAGUUUCGGGGGGAGCCUUGAGUGAAGCCAAUGCCCUCAUCCAUCAUCCCAAUAUAGCGGUCUCACAGGAGAUCCAGUCAGGCAGAGCUGUGACCCUGUUCCAGGCAAACAACCAGGACUAGGAGAUGGCUUUAAGUUGUAUGUGUGCGUGUAUGUGCAAGACCUGCACUGUUAUGUCAGGCAUCUGACCGUGUAAGAGAGGACAGGAUGUGCCACGAGCCGACAAAAUAUCCACAUUUCAUCUGAACACAUUGUUUUACCUAAAUGUCACUGUUUUUUCAUUUGUUUUAACACAAUCCAUACAGUAUACUCAUCAUAAGUCAGUUUCAUUGUACGUAAUGAAGAUAUACAUUUUUUUUUCUGGCUGUAUAUCUGAAUCUACAUGUACAGGUGAGAAAAGUAAUACUGUAUCUUCAUGUU
This is a messenger RNA of Oncorhynchus gorbuscha (pink salmon), 2195 nucleotides long. It is a transcript of the gene ube3d, whose product is annotated as ubiquitin protein ligase E3D. The coding region runs from base 269 to 1567 and encodes 432 amino acids. Gene Ontology annotation, biological process: protein autoubiquitination; proteasome-mediated ubiquitin-dependent protein catabolic process; protein monoubiquitination. The transcript has 10 exons. Gene Ontology annotation, cellular component: ubiquitin ligase complex; cytosol; nucleus. Gene Ontology annotation, molecular function: ubiquitin conjugating enzyme binding; ubiquitin protein ligase activity; cyclin binding. The record is from RefSeq and is a predicted model, not a curated record. NCBI's taxonomy places the organism in Eukaryota, Metazoa, Chordata, Actinopteri, Salmoniformes, Salmonidae.